Molecule: messenger RNA, 2466 nt
Organism: Exophiala viscosa
Lineage: Eukaryota; Fungi; Ascomycota; Eurotiomycetes; Chaetothyriales; Herpotrichiellaceae
Product: heterokaryon incompatibility protein-domain-containing protein
Exons: 4
Coding region: 1-2466 (821 amino acids)
Source: RefSeq, a predicted model, not a curated record
AUGAACGGAUCCUGCCAUUCUGAUAUCAGGACCGGACCAUUGACGCUAGACAAUGUCGUCAGAACCACCUAUUAUCAAGCAGAUUGUCGCAUAGCGAAGCGACCUCGUCUGGUGGUACCAGAAGAUUGCAACGCCGCAUCCUAUGUUGAAUAUACGAUAGAUUCACGAGAUCAAGGCUCUUGCAGCCACCCAAACAGCCCAUCAUAUUCUUGGUUCGAAGCAUUGGUUCAACGCCGUCACGAUCGCAACAAUCUGCGAACCAUUCGAGUCUGCGACAAUCGAGUUGGGAAUCCCGAGUUCCACAAACAGACUCCCGAAAGAUGGACAACCCAUCAUCCCUGGGGCGUAAAUUGGAAACCAUGGUUAAGUGCGCUGCAGCCCGGAGAUGUCAUCCAACUGGUGCCCAGAGCGAUGUACCCAGCGUGGCUGAAUGUCGUGCGCGAGGCACAGAUCGAGCUCGGAUAUGAGGUCAGGGUUGAUCAGCCACGGUUCCAACACUAUCAGAUCUCUCCUGGUCGAGAGAACCCUCUGUACUCCAUGCCACUUGAUCCAAGGUUACGUCAAAUACGUCUACUUGCUGUCCAGCCCGGCGUUUUCGACGAUCCUAUCAAUUGCGAAAUGCUUUGCGUUCAGCUUGAUGGCAUGAUGGACGCUCCAGUGGAGUUUGAAGCUGUGUCUUACGUCUGUGGGCCACCCGAAGACGGCGUGGAGAUUGGUAUCCAGAUCCCGGCAACGGAACCGAACUGCGACGAGGGCAAGCUCAGCAUUACUCGGUCGGCAGAGGCCGCAAUUCGCCAUUUGCGCCAUUUCUCGGACGUUGUGAAACUCUGGGUGGACGUUGUAUGUAUCAAUCAGGACGACCUGGACGAGAGGGCUCAGAAAGUGAGGAUCAUGGCAACUAUAUUCUCGCGAGCCCGGAUUGUCCACAUAUGGCUUGGUUGGGGACACCAAGGCAUCGAAGCUGCUUUGAGGAUCAUCCGCGACGCCUACAAUUCACCUACCACGUUUGUGAAGCUCUCACACGACCCUGAGCGAAAUCAGAGAUCGCGAUGGCCUGAUAGGAGGCGACGCGUCUCAAUAUCGAACUCUACAUGCAGUCUUCGGCUCCAUUGGAAACGCUUCGGUCACCACGAGAGGGAGUAUUCCGGAGGUAUCGUCACCCCUCACGUCUCCAAGCUGAUGUCGCACCUCUUCGACAACGCAUGGUUCCGACGCGUCUGGGUAAUCCAGGAGGUCCUCAAAUCUCGAGGCGCUCUUGUACACUGCGGAACAGAGGUCAUCACAUGGAAGGAGCUUACGACCGUAAACUCCUGGCUUGCCAGCGAAGACUCCAUGAGGAGAGAACCACAGAACCAUGCAUCGCAGGUGACCAUGCCCCGAAUCUGGUCCAGGCUCUCAGACGCAAAGAUUGACGAAGGACUAGCUGACCAACGGCGGCCCUCAUUCACACAGCCACAAGCACCCAACAUUUUGGACGUCUUCGUUUCUUCGUUGGACUUGAAAGCAACGGAUCCUAGAGACAAGAUAUUCGCAAUCUCCUCUCUAGGGAGAGAUACCUGUAUCGAGGACAAAUUGUCCGAGUGGAUUCGGCCCAAUUACGAAAAGUCAGAAUCGCAAGUUUUCGCCGACUUUACGAGAUGGUGGAUUUUCGAGCACAAGUCUCUGUCGAUACUGUCUCUCAUACACAGCCAUCGAUCGCGAGCCUGGCAAAGGAUGCUUUGUGAUUUGGACAGACCCUCUCUACCUAAGCCGAGUUGGGCCGUGCCAUUCGAAGGGCGCGAAAAAUGGUAUAAAGCGACACUCGAGGCUCAAUUUGGUUUUCGGGCAACAGGAAAUACUGUUCCGGACAAGAAACUUCUCCGCCCAGGCUUCGAUGGGACUGAUGCCGGUUCACUGGUCAUCAACCUCGUUGGGUACAAGGUGGAUGACAUCCAGGACAUAAAACACCUAUCCUUGCAAAACCAAAACACUCUAUCAGAUUCGUCCUCACAGGAGCUGCUGGAAGCCUUCCACAAGAUCUUCGACCCAAGCAAUAUUGAAGGACAUUGGAAAACCAGCACCGCCAGCGAUUGUCGCGCCGAUUUCAGAGCACAGCAAGCCCAAACAAAGCUGGGGGAUCAUGUAUGGUCUCACCGGGCAGAACCCCCUGCGCUUGAUCCGUUUGUUAGUAAAGCAAAGGGUGGUGCUUACGAAAGCGUCAAGACAAGGUCAGUCCCCUCUUGCACGGAUCCGUGUCUGUUCACGACUUCAAAUGGGAUGCUUGGUCUGUGCCCCUGGACUGCAAAGAAAGGUGAUACCAUUGCCCUGCUUCUAGGAGGUAAUGUCCCAUACCUCCUGCGGAGGCAGUCAAAUACGACGCAAUUCAGUUUCAUUGGAGAAUGCUUCGUGCUGGGCAUCAUGGAGGGCGAGUUGCUGCGGGAGAAGAUGAUGAAGGCUGUUCAGCCGGAGGCCUUCGCCCUGUCCUGA